AUGUCUGACGACGAAGGUGGAAGGAAGACGGGUUACCGCCUGGAGUACUCUUCUAGCAGCAAGGCAAAGUGUAAUGGACCCAAGCCAUGUAAGGGUACUAAAAUCGAGAAAGAGGAGCUUCGCUUCGGAACUCUUGUUGAUAUCAAAGGGAACACGUCAUUCUCCUGGCGUCACUGGGGCUGUGUAACACGCCAAAUUAUUGUAAACGCGAAAAAGUCAUUCGACGACGCGGAAGACUUGGACGGGUUUGAAGAAUUAACAGAGGAAGAUCAGGAAAAGAUUCGCAAAGCUUGGGCAGAGGGACAGGUCGCCGACGAGGAUAUCCCAGAUUCUGCACGCAAACCUGAAGGGGAGGACGCAGAAGAUGACGAAGAUGAGGGAAGACCAAAGAAAAAGAAAGCGAGCGCAAAAGCAAAGAAGGAUGCGGAGGAUGACUCUCCCAAGAAGGGCGUCUUCAAACUCGAAUACGCCUCAUCCGGCCGCGCCAAGUGCAAGACUUGUGGAGCGAGUGUCGGUAAAGACUUCUUCAGGCUCGGAAACGAGGUUGACUUUCGUGGUAACAAGUCCCUUGCUUGGCGACAUUGGGGCUGCGCAGAUGCUAAGUCAAUUGCUAGUAUGAAAUUGUCGUACAGCGAACCCUCUGAGAUCGAAGGUUUCAAUAUUCUGAAGUCCGCUGAGCAGGAGAAGGUGCAGCGAGCUUGGGAUAAUGGCGCAAUCCCUGAGGAAGACCGCGGACCCGGUGAGGCGGUGGAUACCGGCAAGAAAGCGCCAGUAAAAAGAAAGAAGAAGGAUGAGGACGGCAACGCGGAUGAGAAGCCAAAGAAGACUCGCGGAAGGAAGCCAAAGCCAAAAGAUGAAGAUGAAGAGGAUGAGGAAGAGGAGGAGAAACCUAAGCGGAAGCGUGCUCCGACCGCGAAGAAGGAUGUAACUGAAAAGAAGGCUAAAGGCCCUGCUAGGAAGCGGGUGCCCAAGAAGAACGAAGACGAGGAGUCCGGUGAGGAUUUUGGCGACGACAUGGCCGCUGUUAGCGGUGACGAGGACGAGGAUGAGGAGAUGCAAGAGGAGCCUGCCACCAAAAAGCGGAAGCGUGCACCUACCUCGAAGGCAUCUUCAAAACCUGUGUCUAAGCGAGCCAAGCCUGCGUCGAGCCGUAGCAAGAAGAGGGAAGAAAUUGCUGAGGAAUCCGAGCUCGAGGAGGACGAUUAA
Messenger RNA from Fibroporia radiculosa, 1206 nucleotides. RefSeq lists its product as uncharacterized. The record is from RefSeq and is a predicted model, not a curated record. Gene Ontology annotation, molecular function: DNA binding; zinc ion binding. Bases 1 to 1206 code for a protein of 401 amino acids. Lineage: Eukaryota; Fungi; Basidiomycota; Agaricomycetes; Polyporales; Fibroporiaceae. The transcript has 9 exons.